GUGGUUUCGGGGAAGUCUUAUUACGGCCCCAGCGGCGGGUUUUUGGAUCGACAUAGAUUUCCCUCGCUCGGAUGUAACUUUGUUGUUUUAUCCGACUCUUUUUUGCUUUCCUGAGCCCCUGUUUAAAGUCAUCUUCGUUCUUUAUGAGCCGUCAGCUUCCUCGGCGCCCCUUAUUCAACCGCUUACUGCGCAUGCGUCAGCUGUCCCAGCCUGGCGAGCGCUUCAGCGCAGGCUUCGGCGGGAGAUGGCCACGUGACCCUCCCAGCGAGCGCCUAUUGGCUGGCUUCAACACCUUUCUAGAUACGUCCCUUGUUGUGUCAGUGCUGAAACGGUCGUUAUGGUGACGUGAUCGCUUUAACCCGUUCCAUCACCGUAGCUUCUCACAAUCAUUACAGGGUGAAAUAAUAAUUUCUAAAAAGAUUCCCCAGAAGUCAGCUGAUGCCUGAAGUAAUGACCGAGGUCACGUGCGUACAAAGAAAGUUUUGUCUUUUUGUUUUUUUUGGUCAUUCUCCGAGGCGGUUACGUGCCGCGUGAGUGAGCUGAGUAGCCGUGACGUCACCGUCUCGCGAGAUGAGAGCUAUGACGUCAGGGUUAGCUGUCAGGCAGGAGUUGCAGUUUGAUGGCGUUGCGGGACGUUUAAGCUUCGAUGCUGGACUGUGUGGCCGAUACAUCUGAAAAAAUGGAAGGACUCAUACAUUACAUAAAUCAAGAGCAUGCAAGCUCCAUGCUAAGUGCUUUAAAUGAAGGACGUCUAAAAGAACAAUUUUGUGAUGUUCUUCUAAUUGUCGGGGACCAGAAAUUCCGUGCUCACAAAAAUAUAUUGGCUGCUACAAGUGAAUACUUCCAAAGCCUGUUUGCUGAAAAGAAUAAUGAAUCCCAAACAGUCUUUCAGCUGGACUUUUGCGAGGCAGAUGCAUUUGAAAGUGUUUUAAACUACAUAUAUUCCUCCUCAAUACUCGUGGAAAACAGUGGUCUCGCAGCUGUACAGGAACUGGGCUAUAGCCUGGGUAUCAAUUUUCUGACAAAUAUACUUUCCAAAACCCCACAAACACCUUUUUCUUCCAUUGAAAAUGCAGAUUUUAAAGAAGAGGAUGAAAGUGGCUCUCAGCAAAGAAGCGUUAUUGUUUGUCAGAACCGACUUGAGGCUCAAGAUAGAGACAACAGUCAUUUGCGGCGUGACAAAAGCCGGCCUUUAAAACCUUCAUUAUUGCCUCAAGGGAAGAUACAUGGAAAUAGGCAGCACUUGAGGUUAUCAGAACCACCGAACCGUUUGCUUGCAGAAAGAAAAUGGCAUAACUCUUAUGCCUCAGAUGAUCAAGGUGUAAGCAGGUGUUUAAAAAGAAAAUCCACUGUGCCUCAAAAAUCAUCUCCCCAACUAGACAGCGAGGACCAGCCUGGCAUAAGUGGAUGUUUGUUGGAAAAUGCACCCGAAACAUUUGAGAAUCAAAUGUUCGCAUCUGUACCACCUUCUUACUCGUCAUCGGAAUAUCCAUAUUCCAGUUUAGUAAGCAAAAAGGAAAGUGUUCCAGUUAAAGAGGAAGAAGAAGAAAGCGUGGUAUAUUACACUAAGCUUGGACUGAAUUCUUCUGCUGGGUCAACAAAUAAAAACACUGACCGCAGUGGCCCGCUUGUCAAAAGUCUUCUUCGGAGGUCUUUAUCUAUGGAUGGUCAAGUUCCGGCAUACUCACAUUCUACAGAUUUUCAAUCUGUAGAAGCAAUUAUUGAUAACUGUAACAAGGCAAUAGUCAGUGCAGGAUCGCAAAACCAAUUAAAAACCGGGUCAGACCUAGAUUUUAGAGACCAAGCACAAGAAAAAUCCAAUUUAAAAAUAUCAUUUACAUCUUCCAAGUCACACUCCAGGGAAUCGAUACCAGAAAAGGAUGUUCAAGUAAAGAAAGAACCUGGUAGUCCUCCUUCAGAAUCAAGUGAGAUAUUUAGGGUUACAGUGGGAGAUGCUUCACCACCUUUAAAAAGAGUGAUUCCUAAUAAAGGUGACGACCCUCCAAAUAUAAUUAAAAUGCCAAUUAAAAGAAAGCUUCAAGCUGACAGGCGUAUGCUGCCUUUUAGAAGAGUAAAAAUGAAAGCAGACGCCCCCCCUGAUCAAGAUACUUCUCUUGGUGAAGGAUCUUUGAUUUUGGAUGCUGACUCUUCAGAUUCAGAAAGCAGCAAAGAGCUCUAUGGAGUAGUGAGUGAAACAAGACAAAAUAAAAAGUUUAAGUGUAAACAUUGCCUUAAAAUAUUUCGGUCAACGGCCGGGCUUAACCGCCAUGUAAACAUGUACCACAACCCAGAGAAACCAUAUGCCUGUGACAUUUGUCAUAAAAGGUUUCACACAAACUUUAAAGUAUGGACACACUGUCAGACCCAGCAUGGCAUUGUUCGGAAUCCAUCUCCUGCAUCGAGUGGCAGCACUGUGUUGGAUGACAAAUUUCAACGAAAACUAGUUGACAUUGUAAGAGAACGAGAGAUUAAAAAAACACUUUUGUUUAGGUUAAGGCGUGGCAAACAGGGCUUUCAGGGAUCUUCUGGUAGUCCAGCACAAGCCCUCAGAAGAAGUUUACGGUCAAGAUCUAAGAGCUCUUACAUAUGUAAUCAUUGCGGAAAAUCUUACCGCUUCCUCUCUCAGUUUAAACAGCACUGCAAGAUGCACCCAGGGGAAAAAAAUCCAUUUGGGAGCAAGGAAAAUAAACCCAAAGAGCCUUCUCCUCCAAAGAGCCCAGUGGAAAAUGAAGAGCUCUUCAACUGCCGCCUUUGCAAUGCCAAGUUUCCGUCUUUUGUGGAGCAAGGUAACCAUGAACGUAUGUGUAGAAAUGCAACACUCUGCCCUUACUGUAGUCUUCGUUUUGCCUCGCCCGAUCUGAAAAAUGAGCACGAAAGCAAAUGUGAGUACAAGAAGCUUACAUGUCUUGAGUGUAUGCGUACAUUUAAGUCUUCUUUCAGUAUCUGGCGGCAUCAGGUCGAAGUUCAUAACCAAAACACAAUGGCUCCAACAGAGAACAUAUCGUUGCCGUUGAUCGAUCACAAUGGAGAAGUAAGGACUGUGUCGAGCAUGAGAUCGUUGGCAGAGUCAAGCAAAGUGAGUAGCUUUCUUUCGUCGAAAGAAGAGGGGAUUUACAGUGACUCGUCGGACCAUAUGAACUUCGAUUCCGAAGACUCCAGUUGUCUGCCUGAGGAUCUCAGCCUUUCCAAGCAGUUUGAUGUACAGGUCAAAGAAGAACCUGCAGACGACAUGGAAGAUGGCAGCGAAUCAAACUUUGGUCCCAAAGAUGAGCUCUCAGAUUCUGAAAGGGGUGUGUGGGCUUGUGAAAAGUGUGGAAAGAUUUUUACAGUGCAUAAGCAGCUGGAGCGACACCAGGAGCUGCUGUGUUCCGUGAAGCCAUUCAUUUGUCACAUAUGCAACAAAGCAUUCCGAACCAACUUCCGCCUGUGGAGUCAUUUUCAGUCACAUAUGUCACACGCGGGAGACUCUCCUUUGAAAGAACCUGAAAAUAGUGCUCCUGUAAGCUCCCCAUCACCACCUCCUCCUGCUCCUCCACAACCACCACCGCCGCCACCACCACCACCUCCUCCUCCCCCUAAACUUCAACCUGCAGUACGGGCCAGCCGCACAACUUACCCCGAUAAGAUCGCUCCUCCAAAAAUGUUUGCACCUCAAGAGUCGGACACUCUCUUUUAUCAUGCUCCCCCCCUUUCAGCCAUCACUUUUAAAAGGCAGUUCAUGUGUAAACUUUGUCACAGGACAUUCAAGACCGCUUUCAGCUUGUGGAGUCAUGAACAGACACACAAUUAAACUUCUUUGUACGCUGGUGCUAAAUGAAUAAAUUUGUAUGAAAUACCACUUAGAAAAAAUAGCCUCCGAAGAUCUUGACAUCUGACCAAUCUCUCUUGGUGUUAAAUAAAUAAGAUGAUGUGCAGUUACAUGGUCUAAUAUGUUGUUAGUUGAGCUGUUAAUAAUCAAUGUUUUUUUUCCGUGUGCAUCAAUACCUGUCCCUUUCUUAGUGCUUUUUUUUGAAUAUUUUUUGUUUUUUCCCCUUUAUAAUUGGAGAUGUGCACAGACUUAAAAGUAUUAGACAUCAGUGUGAAUACACUGCGUAAAGGGGAUGCAAAUCCCAAAAUUAACUUUGGCCUAAUGAAAGAAAAUGUAGUAUAUAGCAACAGAUUUUUAUUGGUCUUCAUUUUAGUUGUUAAUGCUGUUGACUGCAAUAUUUAGCGGAUAUUUACAAAGACCCAGGGCAGGUGCAAAAGCUUGCCUCUUCGUGCUUUAUGUGGAAUGAAAGUUAGUGUGCAGGAGGGAAUGCCGUCAUGCCUGCCCCUCAUGGAUACAGAGUCAGACGCUGGCAGUGCUGUAUUCAUGAGGGCUGCUGUGAAAUGCAUAGACCUGAGGCAAUUUAAAGGGAGUGGAAGGCAGGAUGCAAAAAAAAAAAUGGUGAAUUGUGCAUUUUUGCACUUUGCACCCUGCCUUUCACUUGGUAAAUGAGUCCUUUUUGUUAGGAGCAAAGGUCAGCCCUUAUGUUUCUUGUUUCUCCUGCUGACCGGCUGUCUUCUGCUGCAUCGUUACAAAAGUCAGAGCCACCAGGGCCGAGAAUAAAAUGGGAUAAACACUGCUGUCCAUCGCCAUUCCACUUGCAGUUUGACAAGUACAAAUUUAAAAAGGACAUGUACAAAUUUAAUCAAUAAAUAUUGGAAAUGUGCUUAGAAUUACAUUUUGGAUCAUUAGGCAGUUUUUAUUUUUAGGUUUGCAUCCCGUUUAAUUUUUUUUUUCUUUUUUGUGGUUAUAUUUUUACCAAGUACAAAUAUUUGUAAAACUCGGAUAUAGAUUGCCUGGAGUGCAGGUUGUGAAUAUUCUGUUCAGUUUUAUUGAAGAGAUUGCUAAUAAGGUAUUGGGAGGGGAGGAAAGUCAAAUAUUUCACCCCAGGUAAUUUACCUUUAUGGGAUGCCUACCCAGCAGCCACUGUUGCUAAUUUUUUUUCUUUGGUCAGAGUAUAUAUAUAUUUUUUUUAAUUUGUAAGACUUCCUUUUCUUUAAAAACAGUGGCAACCUAAUUUUUUUUUUGUUUCUGUGAAAAUGUUUCAUUAUUAUAGUUAAUUUGACCUAAAACAUAAACUAAAACUUCUCUCUAUCCAAAGGUAACAUUAAUGCCCAUCUGGACUACAUUUGCUCUGCAGAUAACUAUGCUGUGUGUUUAGCGCCUUAAACGUGUGCACAUAGUUAUAUAUAUAUUUUGUUAAGAGGGUUACGUUCGGAAUUGGAUGACCCUCAACUUUCCUAUUUGUCAUCAGAGAGUAGGGAGAUUCUCAUCGCAGCGUUCCAGCGUUCAUGUAACGUUCUCCGUAAUAGUUGUAGGACUGCUGCUUUAUUUAUUAUUCGCUAUUAUCCUUAUAAAAUAAAAAAGGAAUUCUACAAAUAAGGUGAAAACAGGAAAAAAAAGCACAAUAAUUGCUCUAACAAUUUACACAAUGUUUGAUGUUUAAGUAUUUCAAAUUAAACAUUUUUAAAUGAAA
Xenopus laevis (African clawed frog) is the source of this 5501-nucleotide messenger RNA. RefSeq names its product zinc finger and BTB domain containing 21 L homeolog (gene zbtb21.L). Gene Ontology annotation, biological process: regulation of transcription by RNA polymerase II. The transcript is spliced from 2 exons. Gene Ontology annotation, molecular function: DNA-binding transcription factor activity, RNA polymerase II-specific. Bases 647 to 3790 code for a protein of 1047 amino acids. The record is from RefSeq and is a predicted model, not a curated record. Gene Ontology annotation, cellular component: nucleus. NCBI's taxonomy places the organism in Eukaryota, Metazoa, Chordata, Amphibia, Anura, Pipidae.